UAAAUAGAAACAGAUAACUUGUCCUCGAAUAUUAUCAUUCACGCAUCUCUCCCUCUCUUUCUCCUCUCAUGGGUGGCUUUAGUAUUGCUGGCAUAGCAAUACUAAUAUCAUUCGUGGUAGCAACACAAGCACAAGCACAAGCUGUGGUUCCAAGAAGUACGUGCGAUAUCUAUAAAGGGAAAUGGGUGUAUGAUCCUUCGUAUCCACUCUAUGAUCCUGCAAAGUGUCCGUUCUUGGAGAGCAGAGAGUUCGAUUGUCAGAGAAACGGUCGUCCUGAUAGAUACUAUCUCCACUUCAGAUGGCAGCCCACUGCCUGUAACUUACCCAGGUUCAACGGUAGAGAGUUUCUAAUGAGAUUCAGAGGACAACAGAUCAUGUUUGUAGGAGACUCGUUGAGUCUGAACCAGUGGCAAUCUCUGACUUGCAUGAUUCAUACAUCAGUGCCGCAAGCCUCAUAUGUUAACAGGAAGAUUGGGGGUCUUUCGAAUUUCACAUUUCCGGACUACAAAGUAUCGUUGCUCUUCUCCCGGAAUGCAUUUCUUGUGGACAUUAAAAGCGAGAAUAUUGGAAGGGUUCUUGACUUGGACUCGGUAGAAGGUAGUCGUAAACUGUGGGAGGGGGUGGACGUGUUGAUCUUUAACUCGUGGCACUGGUGGCUUCACACUGGAAGGCAACAACCUUGGGAUGUUGUUCGUCAAGGAAAUGCCACAUACCUAGACAUGAAUCGCCUAGUAGCAUAUCAGAAAGCAUUAUACACAUGGGCCAGAUGGGUGAACACCAGAGUCGAUGCUAGAAAAACUAAAGUCAUUUUUCAAGGUGUUUCUCCUGAUCAUGCCAGUGGACCGAAAGGAAGUAAUUGUAUGGGUGCAAAGGUACCGUUACAUGAGCUAAGCCCCCAAGGAACUGUGAAUCCGGCAGAAAUAGUGCUCCAAAGAGUGUUGAGUGGAAUGAGGAAAGAGGUGUAUUUGCUGGACAUAACAGGCUUGUCACAACUGAGAAUAGAUGGCCACCCGUCAGCUUACGGAAUUGGUGGCUCCAGAAUACCAGACUGUAGCCACUGGUGUUUGCCCGGACUGCCUGAUACCUGGAACCAACUUCUCUACACAGCUCUGCUUCCCUAGGAAUCGACAUACAUCAAUACAAAUUUACCAAGAAAUAUAGUAAUUAUUCUUUCACAACAAAUAAGAAUCACUUCUCUGUGAUUGGCAGCAUAAUUGCACAUAGUUUGCUGUAUUGUUUUUCUUAAUCCAAAGUUGUUUAUGACAUUGACAAUAUUUUGCAAUAUUUGUAAGUACAUUCAUUGUAAAGAAGGGGUUACAACAAGUA
Messenger RNA from Daucus carota subsp. sativus, 1326 nucleotides. Its product is annotated as protein trichome birefringence-like 43. Gene Ontology annotation, cellular component: Golgi apparatus. Gene Ontology annotation, molecular function: O-acetyltransferase activity. The record is from RefSeq and is a predicted model, not a curated record. The transcript is spliced from 5 exons. The coding region runs from base 69 to 1121 and encodes 350 amino acids. NCBI's taxonomy places the organism in Eukaryota, Viridiplantae, Streptophyta, Magnoliopsida, Apiales, Apiaceae.